Gaeumannomyces tritici R3-111a-1 is the source of this 1893-nucleotide messenger RNA. RefSeq lists its product as hypothetical. Lineage: Eukaryota; Fungi; Ascomycota; Sordariomycetes; Magnaporthales; Magnaporthaceae. The coding region runs from base 1 to 1893 and encodes 630 amino acids. The record is from RefSeq and is a predicted model, not a curated record. Gene Ontology annotation, molecular function: protein binding. The transcript is spliced from 5 exons.
AUGUGGCUGGCCACAAGGCCGGUCCAGAUCAUGCUGUGUCGCAAGGAUACAGUGCACCUAUUCCCACCCUCGCGGCUAUUCCGCCGCAGAGCCAGAGUCGAGCGCGCAGGUAGCAGCAGAAAGGUGGCGCUCUUGGCCAUCCGGUCGCCCCGGGAGGAACCAGCCCCGAGGCAGCUGAUGCCUUGUCCAACCUCAAUUGCCGUGUUGAACAACACCCUCUUCAUGAUGGGCGGCCAAACAAGCAACGAGGAAGGGGACUGGGUGCCAGAUACACGUGUUUGGGCUAUCUCACUUGAUAAAUCCUGGACGACCGGCGAUGCGUUCAUGCGGUCAACAGGAAAGCAAGGGGCUGCCGUCGAAUACAUGUCAUUGUGGCCGAGCCCUCGUGGAGACAGUAUUUACACCUGGGGCGGGAGAGAUCUUUUAGCCUCGGAGCGCAGGGCAAAAGACCCUGGGCUGAGAAUCUUCAAACCACGCACAGUUGAUGACAGCAAUGGGGAAGGGAGUUGGCCAGAGAAAGGCCAAGCACCCAAAGAUCUGACCAAGUCUCCUCCUCAACGAAUCUAUCGCGGCAGACUGGGAAGUUGGACAAGCUGCAACGGGCUCGGGUUCUACAUGGGCGGGCAGCUCGACGACUCUACAGAUUCCACUUGGCCUUACAAACAGCUGGACAACACCACCAUAGCUCCUCUUACUGGCCUCGCGAUAUACGAUAUGGAGAAGCAAACAUGGACCAACCGAUCCGCAGAGGGGUUCGGUGCCAAAGGCCGUGGAGGUGUUCACAUGGCGGGAACGGCAGUAUGCCUCCCCAAGCUCGGGACAGAUGGAAAGGGCGUCCUGCUGUUCCUGGCAGGAAAUCAACGCGUCCAGAACAAAGCCCUCGAACUGGAGGACGUCUUUCUUUACGAUAUCGGGUCCGGGAAAUUUCACCGGCAACGCGCCACCAAGGACAAGGACAUUGAAGGCUCCAAGCGCCUGAGGCCGCGCAACCAUGCUUGCGCGGUUGCCGCCAAAAGCGACAAGAGCAAGAACUACGAGGUCAUUCUUUUCGGCGGAAACGAUGAGAACGCGGCGGAAACCUACGUCUUGAUGGUUCCUGGCUUCCACUGGAUUCGCGCAGUCCGCGACAGCCCAGAGUCCAUGCGGGGGUCCCGAAUGGGCCACGAAUGCGCCGUGGCCGGCUCAGGGAAGCGUCAAAUGAUUGCGGUGGGUGGCACGAAGGACGAGCCGCCUGAGAAAUUCAUGCCAACUCAAGAUCCUUGGGGCCCGAACGGGGUGCAGAUUUUGGACAUGACCGAGUUGACGUGGAGUGGCAGUUACAAACACGAUGCCCCAGCCUAUGAGCCUGCCAACGAGGUGAAAGCUUGGUACUCCAACUCUUCAAAUCUCAAAUCCGUAAGCUGGAAUACCCAGGACAUCAGGGCCUUGUUUGCGGACGCCAUCGACAAUCCCAACCCCCCGAACGGCGAGCCUGGCCCGGUUCCAGGUCCUCCAAUCUCGAUAAUAGUGGGAGCCGCAGUCGGAGGCGCCGCGGGUCUCGCACUGGUUGUCUGUGUCGUGUACUUCUGCUACUCCAGACCACGGCGGCGGGCAGCGCACAAGAACCCAGCGGAGCUGCCGUUCGAGCCGCAUCAACAGCCCACGGUCGUGGCCGAGGUCGGCCCCAACGGCCACAACAAGGCCCGCGGGGGGAUGGAAGGCUAUCGCAGCGUGGGCGGUUAUGACAGGUUGUCGCCCGACAGGUCCGGGGUGUCGUCGCCCCUGGGGUCUUUUGCCCAGGACGGGCAGCAGGUCCAAAGACCCGCGCCGGAGUUGCAUCAGCACGGCUUCCGGCCGCCCCAGGAGUUGGCGGGUGACAGUUUCGAUAUAUCGGCUGCGGGUAACACACGCUGA